CCCGAGACUUCCUCCUCCUCAGACGUCGCUCUGUCAGGCCGGGCGCUGCUGUGUUACGUAACCGGCCGCGGUGUCUGUUCUCCUCUCAGCCGGUCAGAAUGGCAGCGAUCAGGACCCUCAGGAAACUGUACGUGCACUCCCAGCACCAAGUCUGUAAACUGCACACGACCGCCUCCAGACAGGAGGCGGUGGUCAUCUCGGGAAAGAAACUAGCACGACAGGUUCGAGAGGAGGCCCGGGCCGACGUGGAUAAAUGGGUUUCAGCCGGCCACAGGAGACCCCAUCUGAGUGUGGUUCUGGUGGGAGAAAACCCAGCCAGUCACUCCUAUGUCCUGAAUAAGGCACGAGCUGCAGCUGAUGUCGGAAUCUCUAGUGAGACGAUUCUCAAGCAUUCAGACAUCAGUGAGGAGGAGUUGUUGGACCUGAUCUACAAACUCAACACAGACCAUCGUGUGGAUGGCCUGCUGGUCCAGCUGCCUCUGCCAGAUCACAUUGAUGAGCGUGCGAUCUGCAAUGCAGUUUCCCCGACUAAGGAUGUGGAUGGCUUCCACGUAGUAAAUGUGGGUCGCAUGUGUCUGGAUCAGUCCACCAUGCUCCCGGCCACUCCCUGGGGAGUCUGGGAAAUGAUUAAACGCACAGGUAUUCCUACUAUUGGGAAGAAUGUUGUGGUUGCCGGACGCUCCAAGAAUGUGGGCAUGCCCAUCGCAAUGUUACUGCAUACAGACGGCCGCCAUGAGAGGCCCGGAGGCGAUGCCACGGUCACUAUUUCCCACCGUUACACUCCAAAGGAGAAACUUCGCCAACACACUAAAAUCGCUGAUAUCAUUGUGGCUGCUGCAGGGAUUCCAAACCUCAUUACAGCAGACAUGAUCAAAGAGGGAGCAGCGGUGAUUGACGUUGGAAUAAACAGAGUGCACGACCCAAUCACCGGAAAAAGCCGACUGGUUGGAGAUGUGGAUUUUGAAGGCGUGCGACAGAAGGCGGGCUUCAUCACCCCAGUACCCGGAGGUGUGGGACCCAUGACCGUGGCAAUGCUCAUGAAGAACACUAUCAAAGCCGCUAAGAACGUUCUGCUAUUUCCUCAAGAGCGGAUCCGCAUGGCGGCUGCGUCCUAAUGGGCCGAAGAAAAUUCAAGCGACACAUUCCACCUCCUCCAAACACCACCGCCCCCCCAUGUGUUACUUGGGGUAACUUAAAGAGCUCUCCUUGCACAUGGACUGGAAAGAUGAUAGCUUUAAGGCUCUCUUCCUGCGGACAUCUUGGACCUUUCCGAACUGUCCAGCCAUUUAGACUGUUACGUUCACUCAUGCAGCUGCGACUUUAUGUUUCAGUAUUUAUGAUGCAAUGUGUUUCUUUGGAGUCAUGAAUCCUGAACAUUUUAUUUAUCACUACAUUGACAUGCUAUUCAAGCAUGAAUGGAUGUGACUUACAGCAUUUAACUCUAAGCCUGGAAGCAGUUGAAACAUUUAAGUUUUAUUUAGCCUUGUGUAACAAGGGUGAUAAGGGCUAACACCAUCGGGAGCAAAUAUGUUUGUCAAUAUAUAAGCUUUAAAGAUUCACAAUUGCCUUUGUAUAAACUUUGAAAUAAAUAUUGCAACUAUGUC
Messenger RNA from Cyclopterus lumpus (lumpfish), 1604 nucleotides. It is a transcript of the gene mthfd2, whose product is annotated as methylenetetrahydrofolate dehydrogenase (NADP+ dependent) 2, methenyltetrahydrofolate cyclohydrolase. Gene Ontology annotation, cellular component: mitochondrion. Gene Ontology annotation, molecular function: methenyltetrahydrofolate cyclohydrolase activity; methylenetetrahydrofolate dehydrogenase (NADP+) activity; methylenetetrahydrofolate dehydrogenase (NAD+) activity. Gene Ontology annotation, biological process: tetrahydrofolate interconversion. The record is from RefSeq and is a predicted model, not a curated record. The transcript has 8 exons. Bases 99 to 1115 code for a protein of 338 amino acids. NCBI's taxonomy places the organism in Eukaryota, Metazoa, Chordata, Actinopteri, Perciformes, Cyclopteridae.